AUGGCUACCUCAUCCUCCAUCGGAUGCUCCCCAACCGCCGACGACGCUUUCGGCCCAAUCGUGCAAAACUGCCGUGAGGGUUUCGACUUCACUUUGACCUUUGAACAAUGCCUCUUCACAAUCCUCCCAGCCUCCCUCCUCCUUCUCAUCGCACCUCUCCGCCUCCGUCACCUCGGCAAAUUCCCCCACGCCGUGACCGGCAAUGCCCUCCGACUAACCAAACAGGCCGCCAUCGGCACCCUCGCCGUGCUUCAAAUCGUGCUCGUCGCGUUGUGGGCAACCCAUCGUGACGCGGGCCGCCUGCGCACCGUCUCGAUUGCUGCAUCCUGCGCGUCCUUUGCUGCCACGGUCAUGUUUGGUGGUCUCUCGUACAUAGAACACGCGAAGAGCCUUAAGCCUUCGUCCAUCUUGAAUAUAUACAUCCUCGUGUCCCUGGUGCUGGAUGUAGCAAUCCUCCGCACCGUGUGGCUGUCGCACUUAAGCGUCGCCAUCAGCGCCGUCUUCUCCGCGUCCUUCGCGCUGAAGGCGGCCAUCGUGAUCCUCGAGGCCCAGGGCAAGACGCGGCACCUCGCCAGCGGUGGUCGGUCGUACAGCCCCGAGGAGACCAGCGGCAUCUACAGCCGUGGUCUCUUCUGGUGGCUCACGCCCCUGCUGCUGACGGGAUUCCGUCGUCUCCUGAAGCCGCUGGACUUGUUCGCCUUGGACGAGUCCAUGUCGGCUGCGGUGCUGAAUGAGAGGUUCUGGCUCUACUGGAACAAGUCGUCGUCCCCGACGGCCAUCCAGUCAGACGGAUCAUCUCGUUCACAGCGUUAUCGGCUCAUCAGGACUUGCAUCGUCACGCUCAAGUGGCAGCUGCUAGCAGUCGUCCUGCCGAGGAUCUUUCUAUUAGCCUUCACCAUCUGCCAGCCUCUGGUCUUGAACCGGUUUCUCGACUUCCUGCAGAACCCGUCCCAGGAUGUCAACUACGGCUACGGGCUCAUUGGGGCAUACGGCCUUGUCUACCUCGGGAUUUCCGUCUCGUCGAGCUUCUACUGGCACAAGGCUUUUCGGUCACUGGCUAUGCUCCGGGGUGUCUUGGUUGCUGCCAUUUACUCCAAGACAACAGAGCUGCGAGUCGCACCCGGAGAUGACUCCGCAGCGGUCACUCUCAUGUCGACUGAUGUCGAGGUCAUCAUCCGCGCAUGGCGCGAGCUUCACGAGUUUUGGGCCAACAUCAUCCAGAUCGCCAUUGCAACAUGGCUUCUCAGCAUACAAAUUGGUUAUGCGGCUUCCGGUCCGAUCAUAGUCUCCAUCUGUGCUUUGAUUGCCACCAUCUUCUUCGCUCCCGCCACCAAAAAGUAUCAGGUCGUCUGGGUUCAGAAGGUCCAAAAGCGCAUCGGCAUCACCUCAGCCAUGAUCGGCCACGUCAAAAGCAUCAAGAUGUCGGGUCUGACGCAGAAGCUCUCCCAGACCUUGGCAGACCUCAGACUCGCUGAGAUGAAGGCAGCAACCCCCUUCCGCAUCAUUGGCGCCAUAACCUCAGCCAUCGCGCAGGUGCCUCUGAUGCUCUCACCGAUAGUUGCGUUUGCCAUGUACACAGCGAUCGCCUCCAAGACUGGACAGACUCUUGAUGCCACCAGGCUGUUUGCUGCUCUGUCCCUGAUUAUUCUGCUCGCGAGCCCCCUUUUUUGGAUGUUCGAGGUUGUCCUCGACAUGAGUGCGGCUCUUGGAUGCUUCAGUCGCAUUGAGACGUACUUGUCCGAGUCGCCCCGGGUCGAGUAUCGGUCGUUUCCUUCCGUCUCACAGCCCGAAACGCAGUCAACGGACACAGAAGAGUCUUACCAGGGGGUCCAACUUCAAGGUUUGAAGAAAACCGAAAAGCUGGUCUUGGAAGAGAAACCGAGCACAGGACCUGCUGUUACUGCGAAGACCGCGUCAAUGAGCUGGAAACCAGAUUCUAGCCCCAUUCUGAGCGGUCUGAACUUUGAAGUACAGAGGGGCCAGCUAGCGAUGCUCGUGGGGCCAGUUGCGUCUGGCAAAAGCACGCUCCUGAAAGGCCUCCUUGGCGAGUUGCCUCACGUCACUGGAAGAAUCGAGCUUUCCAGUCAACGGAUCUCCUGGUGUGAGCAGAGUCCCUGGCUGAUCGUUCUGAAGGCCUGUGACCUUGAGAAAGACCUUGCUCAAUUCCCAGAUGGGGAUCAGGCAGUCAUCGGCAGCAAGGGUCUUGCCUUGAGCGGUGGUCAAAAACAGCGUGUUAUCGCCUUGUUUGAUGACAUCUUCAGCGGAUUAGAUAACCAAACUGCCAGUGUCGUGUUUCAGCGUGUCUUCAGUGCCGAUAGAGGCAUACUCAGGGCCUGGGGAACAUCAAUCAUCCUUGCCACCCAGUCAGGUAUAAACCCACCUCCCUCCUUUUCAAUCAGCAAGUCUGAAGUAGGCGUAUGA
Colletotrichum spaethianum is the source of this 2421-nucleotide messenger RNA. Its product is annotated as ABC transporter atnG. Gene Ontology annotation, molecular function: ABC-type transporter activity; ATP binding; ATP hydrolysis activity. Gene Ontology annotation, cellular component: membrane. Lineage: Eukaryota; Fungi; Ascomycota; Sordariomycetes; Glomerellales; Glomerellaceae. The transcript has 5 exons. The record is from RefSeq and is a predicted model, not a curated record. Gene Ontology annotation, biological process: transmembrane transport. Bases 1 to 2421 code for a protein of 806 amino acids.